AUGUUUGCUGUGGAGGAGAUCAACAGGGACCCUCAGCUACUGCCCAACCUCACGCUGGGCUUCCACCUCUACAACGCCUACCACAGCGACGCCAGCACCUUGGAGAGCUCCCUGAGGUGGCUGUCUGGGCAGGGCCGGCUCAUCCCCAACUACAGCUGCAGGAAGCAGGACAAGACUGUGGCUGUGAUUGGAGGAGGCACGUCGGCUCUGUCUGUCCAGAUGGGGUCCCUGCUCAACCUCUACAAGGUUCCACAGAUCAGCUACGGUCCAUUUGAUUCCAUUCUUAGUGACAAGGUCCAGUUUCCUUCCCUUUAUCAGAUGGCCCCCAAAGAUUCUUCUCUUCACAAAGGUGUUGUCCGCUUAAUUGUGUAUUUUGAAUGGAACUGGAUAGGACUGACAGUCUCAGAUGAUAUGAGAGGUGAGCAAUUCCUCUGGAAAAUGAGAGCAGAAAUGGUAAAGAAUGGAGUUUGUGUGUCCUUCACAGAGAAGAUCCCUGUCAGUGAGAGAAGACACACGGAAUCCCAGGAGACCUUCAUGCCCAGGAUCAUGACAUCAUCAACCAAAGUGGUUGUCAUCCAUGGCGACACAGAUUCCUUAAUGAUUCUGAGAUACUCACAAGUUCCUUUUUUUACAGUUCCGAAGGUGUGGAUUGCCACUGCUCACUGGGACAUUACCGUGAGACACCUCCAUAUUGAAGGUCACGCUUUCCACGGGGCGCUCAUAUUUUCAUAUUUGACAAGUGAAAUUCCUGGCUUCAAAGCUUUUCUUAAGGCAAUCACACCUUCUAAAUACCCAGAUGACAUUUUACUUAGGAGAUUCUGGUUCUCUGUGUUUAGAUGCCCGGAUCAAGCAGAAAGCCCAGCGUUAGAGAUAUGUUCACCAAAUGCUUCCUUAGAGACUUUGCCUCUGUGCUCUUUUGAUAUGACCAUGUCUGGCUUGAGUUACACUAUCUACAAUGCUGUCUAUGCUCUGGUUUGGACUCUCCAUGAAAUGUUUAUGAGAAAAUCAGAGAAUAGGCCAAUGGCAGAUGAAGAAUAUUUAGUACCUCAUUCUUGGCAGCUGCAUUCCUUCCUGAAGAACACUCAAUUUAUCAACAGUGCUGGAGACCAGGUGUUUGUGGAUGAGAAAAGAAACUCAGAGGCUCAGUAUACCAUUAUGAACUAUUUAUUUUUUUCUAAUGAGACUGACGGUUUGGUGAAAGUUGGCCAGUUUGUCCCCAAGACUUCACUCAGUGAGGAUUUCACAAUUUGUGAGGAUGCCAUAGUGUGGGGCUGGUGGGGUUCAAAGGUUCCCCAGGCAGUGUGCAGCGACCCCUGUGGUACUGGAUUCAGGAAGACCCCUUUGGAGGGGCAGGCCGCCUGCUGCUUUGACUGUGCCCGGUGUCCAGGAGGGGAGAUCUCCAGCCACACCAAUGCAGAGCAGUGUACAAAGUGCCCAGAGGCUGAAUAUCCAAACAAGCAGAGAGACCGCUGCCUCCCCAAGACUGUGGCCUUCCUGAAUGUGGAAGAACCAUUGGGCAUGACUCUGGUCUUUGUGGCUGUUUCCUUCUCUUUACUGACAGCUCUGGUUCUAUUGAUCUUUGUGAAGUUCCAAGACACCCCCAUAGUCAAAGCCAAUAACAGGACUCUCAGCUACACUCUCCUCAUCUCCCUGAUCUUCUGCUUCCUCUGCUCUCUGCUCUUCAUAGGCCGUCCUACCCCUGUCACUUGUCUCCUCCAACAAACAGUGUUUGCUGUUGUCUUCACAGUGGCUGUUUCUUCCAUUUUGGCCAAAACCAUGAUUGUGGUUCUGGCUUUUAGGGGUGUUAGACCAGGGAGCAGGAUUCGUACAUUCCUAAAUCCUCGAGUGUCCAACUAUGUUGUCCUCAUCUGCUCAGGGGUUCAGGUGAUUCUCUGUAGCACCUGGCUGGGCACCGCUCCCCCCUUUCCAGAGGCUGACACUCACUCUGAAUAUGGCCACAUCAUCAUUAGAUGUAAUGAGGGCUCCGUCCUUGCCUUCUACUGUGUCCUGGGCUACAUGGCCCUUCUGGCCCUGGCGAGCUUUACUGUGGCUUUUUUGGCCAGGAACCUACCUGACACCUUCAAUGAAGCCAAGUUCAUCACCUUCAGCAUGCUGGUGUUCUGCAGUGUCUGGGCCUCUUUUCUGCCCACCUAUCAGAGCACCAAAGGGAAGGCCAUGGUGACUGUGGAGAUCUUCUCCAUCUUGGCCUCCAGUGCAGGGUUGCUGGGCUGCAUUUUUAUUCCCAAAUGUUAUGUGAUCCUCCUGAAGCCAGAAAGGAAUACCCAGGGACAGAUCAGGAAUAAAAUGGAUUCUAGGAGCAGCUAG
Molecule: messenger RNA, 2325 nt
Organism: Gracilinanus agilis (Agile Gracile Mouse Opossum)
Lineage: Eukaryota; Metazoa; Chordata; Mammalia; Didelphimorphia; Didelphidae
Product: vomeronasal type-2 receptor 26-like
Exons: 5
Coding region: 1-2325 (774 amino acids)
Biological process (GO): G protein-coupled receptor signaling pathway
Cellular component (GO): membrane
Molecular function (GO): G protein-coupled receptor activity
Source: RefSeq, a predicted model, not a curated record